Messenger RNA from Notolabrus celidotus (New Zealand spotty), 4968 nucleotides. RefSeq names its product V-type proton ATPase 116 kDa subunit a-like. The record is from RefSeq and is a predicted model, not a curated record. NCBI's taxonomy places the organism in Eukaryota, Metazoa, Chordata, Actinopteri, Labriformes, Labridae. The transcript is spliced from 21 exons. Gene Ontology annotation, cellular component: vacuolar proton-transporting V-type ATPase complex; plasma membrane; vacuolar proton-transporting V-type ATPase, V0 domain. The coding region runs from base 132 to 2636 and encodes 834 amino acids. Gene Ontology annotation, biological process: vacuolar acidification; proton transmembrane transport. Gene Ontology annotation, molecular function: proton-transporting ATPase activity, rotational mechanism; ATPase binding.
CUGACUUGACGCACCGCCCUCCUGGACCACAGCAUCCAGCAUCCAAAGGGGGUUUACAGGCUAGGGGGGACCGCUGGUUACACAGGUACCGUGUUUCUUUGUUGUAGCUGAGGCAGACCGAGGUUCUCAUCAUGGGGGAACUGUUCCGGAGUGAGGAGAUGACCCUGGCCCAGCUCUUUCUCCAGUCAGAGGCAGCCUACUGCUGCGUCAGCGAGCUGGGAGAACUGGGUAUGGUCCAGUUCAGAGAUCUGAACCCAGACGUGAACGUGUUCCAGCGCAAGUUUGUGAAUGAAGUGAGGAGAUGUGAAGAGAUGGACAGGAAACUCAGGUUUGUGGAGAAGGAGAUCAAGAAAGCAUCCAUCCCAACUGUGGACACUGGAGAGAAUCCAGAGGUUCCUUUUCCAAGGGACAUGAUCGAUCUUGAGGCCACGUUUGAGAAGCUGGAGAACGAGCUGAAGGAGAUCAACACCAACCAGGAAGCCCUGAAGAAGAACUUCCUGGAGCUGACAGAGCUCAAACACAUCCUCCGUCGCACACAGCAGUUCUUUGAUGAGAUGGAGGAUCCGAACCUGCUGGAGGAGUCAUCAGCCCUGAUGGAGGGCGGUGAGGGGGGCCGCGGGGCCCCACUGAGGCUGGGGUUUGUGGCUGGAGUGAUCAGCAGGGAGAGGAUCCCAACCUUCGAGAGGAUGCUGUGGAGGGUGUGUCGUGGUAAUGUCUUCUUAAGGAAGGCAGAGAUUGAGGACCCUCUGGAGGACCCUGCCACGGGAGACCAGGUCCACAAAUCUGUGUUCAUCAUCUUCUUCCAAGGGGACCAGCUGAAGAACAGGGUGAAGAAGAUCUGUGAGGGGUUCCGCGCCUCUCUCUACCCGUGUCCUGAGACCCCACAGGAGAGGAAGGAGAUGCUGGCUGGAGUCAACAGCCGCAUCGACGAUCUCCAGAUGGUGCUGAAUCAAACAGAGGACCACCGUCAGCGAGUGCUGCAGGCCGCCUCAAAGACGAUGAGGGUUUGGUUCAUCAAGGUGAGGAAGAUGAAGGCCAUCUACCACACGCUCAACCUGUGCAACAUCGACGUCACACAGAAGUGUCUCCUCGCUGAGGUUUGGUGUCCCGUCUCCGACCUGGACUCUAUCCAGUUUGCUCUGCGCAGAGGGACGGAGAGGAGCGGCUCCACAGUGCCAUCCAUCCUCAAUAGGAUGCAGACCAAGCAAACUCCACCAACCUUCAACAAGACCAACAAGUUCACUUCGGGCUUUCAGAACAUAGUCGACGCCUACGGCAUCGGGAACUACCGGGAAAUCAACCCAGCACCAUACACCAUUAUUACCUUCCCCUUCCUGUUCGCGGUGAUGUUCGGUGACAUGGGUCACGGCCUGCUGAUGACCUGCGCUGCCCUCUAUCUGGUCAUCCGAGAGAGCCGCCUCGUCGCCCAGAAGAGUGACAACGAGAUGUUCAACAUGGUGUUUGCUGGUCGAUACAUCAUCCUUCUGAUGGGGAUCUUCUCCAUGUACACCGGCCUCAUAUACAACGACUGCUUCUCCAAGUCGCUCAACAUGUUCGGCUCUGGAUGGAGCGUCAGACCCAUGUUCGGCCCCAAAGGAGCCAACUGGUCGUCUGAUACCCUGGAGGGGAAUGCAGUCCUUCAGCUGGACCCAGCUGUCUCUGGUGUCUUCAACGGGCCUUAUCCACUUGGCAUUGAUCCGAUCUGGAACAUGGCCUCCAACAAGCUGACCUUCCUGAACUCAUUCAAGAUGAAGAUGUCCGUGGUCCUCGGCGUCAUUCACAUGAUUUUUGGAGUGUCUCUGAGUCUCUUCAACCACCUGUACUUCAAGAAGCCUCUGAACAUCUUCCUGGGCUUCAUCCCUGAGAUCGUCUUCAUGUCCAGCCUGUUCGGAUACCUGGUUCUGUUAGUCUUCUACAAGUGGACGGCCUACGAUGCCUUCACCUCCAAGGACGCUCCUAGUCUGCUCAUCCACUUCAUCAACAUGUGUCUGUUCAACUACAAUGACCCCACUAACAAGCCCCUCUACGCAGGACAGAUGGGGAUCCAGGUUUUGUUGGUGCUGAUUGCCCUUGCAUGUGUUCCCUGUAUGCUGGUUGUGAAAACUAUGGUGCUUCGGCGUCAGCACCUGUGGAAAAAGCACCUGGGCACGCAGAAGUUUGGAGGGGUGCGAGUGGGCAAUGGACCCACGGAGGAUGAGGCUGGCAUCAUGGACCACGACCAUCUCUCCCAGCAUUCAGAGGAAGGAGAUGAGUUUGACUUUGGUGACGUUGCUGUGAUCCAGGCCAUUCACACCAUAGAGUACUGUCUGGGAUGUAUCUCUAACACAGCCUCCUACCUGCGCUUGUGGGCCCUCAGCUUGGCUCAUGCACAGCUGUCAGAAGUUCUCUGGACCAUGGUGAUGCACCUGGGUCUGUCUUCAAGGAGUGGGGGCGGGUUCUUCGGCCUGUCGAUCAUCUUCUCAGCCUUCGCCACCCUUACUGUUGCCAUCCUGCUCGUCAUGGAGGGGCUGUCGGCUUUCCUGCAUGCCCUGCGUCUGCACUGGGUGGAGUUCCAGAACAAGUUCUACUGCGGCCAGGGAUUCAAGUUCGUCCCGUUCUCCUUCGAGAGCAUCCUGGACGGACGAUUUGACGAGUGAUCCCACCUCAGCCCUGAGCUCUCCCCUCUCCUCGGUGUUGUGUGUGUUUGUGUGUGUGCAUGAGCCAAGUGCAGCCCUCUCGCGCCCUCUAGUGGUCAUUUGUGAAACUUUUGUGUGUGAGCUAUACUGUAGUCCUUGUAGAGGGUUUUUCCACCUCACAUGUGCCAAGCUGUACUCAUACUGGAGCUUCUAUUGCUGUGGCACAGUACCACCACUGUGCUGGACUGGGUUUAUUUACAUCUCCUCUGCCAGCUUUCCCUCUCACAUAUCCAUCACUCUGUGGUCAUUGGAGAUGUAUCGAGGUGGAAACUAGAAGAAGACAAGCUGCCCUGAUGGUGCCGGCAUCGUGAUUGUUAAACCACUGCAACAAAUCAGCCGUCUGGUCCGUACGCAUAAAUCAUGAACUUAAACAUAUCCUCAACUUACCACAACCACACUACUAGUGAUAUAGAGACCGUCUGGAAGGGUUCCUCAGCUUGACUUCAUGGGGAAACUCUUUUUUUUUUUUUACUGUUUAUUUUUAUUUUUCACAGCUUGACACUCAGUUUCUGCAUUAUUUAUCAACUAUAUAAUAAAAAAUAAAAAAUGAUAAAUAAAUAAAUAAAAUAAAAUAAAUAUUUCUAUAUAAAUUAAAUACAUAUGCAAAAUUAUAUAUAUAUAAUAAUAAUACAAAUAAAGGGUAAAAAUAAGAAUAAAACAUAACUUAAAGACAGGCAUUUCAGGCAGGGGUCAGGGCCACCCGUAUAACCACGCUCUAUGCCGAGUUCGUUGGGGAAACUUAUUUGUUUCUUGCUAGAACCUUUUGUUGAAGUUUCACCUGCAACUUGUUCAAAGUGUACGGUUAUUUCUGGAACCAUUUGCUCAAGGUUUCAACCAAAACUCACUAUAAGAGGUUCUACUGAGAACCGUACGAGGGGAGUUAACAUCCCAAAAGUUUGAUCUCAAGCCAACAUGGGCUAACACAGAGGAAGUCCUUCCAGGAACGCUUACAUAUUCCAAAGGUUUCCACUAUCGGCUGUAUAUGAACAUGGGCAAGUGCCCCCAUCUCCUCCCAAAGUACCGCUGCAAUGGGUGAAUAUCAAAGUCUCAGUCCAGGUCUUCGUUAUUGUCAAAACCUGCAGUAUGCACCAGACGUAUAGAGGAUUGAUAUUGCGUUUCUCUCUCAGACCGAAGCAACUACAACAACAGAUAAACAGAGAAAAUACACACAAGACGAAGAAAAGGGAUUUUUAAAAAAGAGGAGCAAGAAAAAGAUAAGCCAAAGUUCAAAGAAAUAAGACAAUAAAUAAAAUAGAAUACAGUAGGUUUAAAAUACAUCACAUAUUGCACCAAUUUUUUUGCAGCCACGGCAAGCGCAGAAAGAAACCCUCACCCAAAAAUAGAAGUUCUAGGUAGAACCUCAGCCCUUACAAGAGAAGAGUGUUAGCAUGCUGGGCUAACUAGCAUAUUACGGUAACAUGGUUUUGCUUCUAAGGUUAAAGGGCGCAUCAAUUACCAUCUAGCUAGCUAACAAAGCUACGCCAAGAUGUCCGCUGUUAUCUGCCUCAGCUUGACAAUUAGUCGUAAAUUGACCGUUGUCACACACAUCUUACCUGUGUGGUUUGGUACAGUUUGGUACAGUUUGGUACAGUGUGGACGUAGAAAACCCUUAAAAGAUUUAUCAGGCUCAUGAUAAACACUGUCAGAGUAACUUUCAUCUCUCCUGUAGAAUCAGAAUCAAUAAACAGCCAUCCCUAAGAUCUCAGUGUUUAUUCGGAGCUGUGGGAGUCUCUGCAGGUCCACUUCAUGUAGGUGUUGUUGUAAACCCAGGAUCUAACAGAUAUGACUCUCAGUGUUUGGACUUUAUGCGCUCAGAAAUCCUCUUCAUUCAAAUUCAAACAGCUUGUAGAAUGAAGGGGUUAAAUGUAUUGAUUAGUGAUAAUCUGACAGUGUUAUAUGGAGCAGAGAUCAGAGCUGCUCUGUGGAGAGGUGCCUCAGUAGGUCACAGCUCCCCGAUGAUGAGAUGUUUCUCUGUGCUGUACCGUGUCCCCUCCGUGCUCUCUCUGUGUGAACUGUGGUCGUGAACCCGUUAAAGAACUGACUCCUUGAAUAUCUAAGAUGUGUUCAAACACUCCAGUUUGUGACACACGUCUCAUUCAACAUAUCAGAGCUUUACUCCUGAAAUAAAUGUGCAAUAUCUUCAACAAUCAGCACACAGCAGCAUCAGGAUUAAGAAAUGUUGGGGAUUCUGAAAGGAGUGUUGCGUCAGUUCACAUAAAUCUGCACAGCUGAUGGUGGUCAGUGACUGGUGAUGUGUUUGUGAUCAAAGACAGAAAAUAAAACCAUGACAUUA